Euleptes europaea (tarantolino) is the source of this 765-nucleotide messenger RNA. Its product is annotated as C-factor-like. The record is from RefSeq and is a predicted model, not a curated record. NCBI's taxonomy places the organism in Eukaryota, Metazoa, Chordata, Lepidosauria, Squamata, Sphaerodactylidae. The coding region runs from base 1 to 765 and encodes 254 amino acids. The transcript has 6 exons.
AUGCUGAACGCCAGAAGCGUCCUCGUAACAGGAUCCAAUCGGGGCAUUGGCCUGGAGCUGAUCCGGCAGCUGUUGGGGAAAAGCAACCGUCCGGAAUGGAUCUUUGCAACCUGCCGGGACCCAGAGGGUCCACGUGCCCAGGAGUUGAAGAAUUUGGCUGCUGAACAUCCUGAAGUUAAGAUCAUUCCCCUGGAGGUUACGGAUCUGUCCAGCAUCCAGGCUGCUGUGGCCAGAGUCACGGACUAUCUGCAAGGAGCUGGCCUGAAUCUCCUGAUCAACAACGCUGGGACUUCAAGGACAACGACCCUGGAAUCAGAGAUGGCCGAGAAAAUGGCCGAGGUGUACAGAAGCAACACGAUAGGGCCCAUGAUGGUGAGCCAGGCAUUUCUGCCCUUGCUGAGGAAGGCGUCUCGGGAAAGCUCCCAGAAAGGGAUGAGCUGUAGCAAAGCCGCCAUUGUCAACAUGUCUAGUGAAGCUGGCUCCAUCACCAACCUCUACAUAUGGGACCUUGGACAAGUCAUUGGUUACCGCUGUAGUAAGGCUGCUCUGAACAUGCUCACUCGGUGCCAGUCGCGAGGCUAUGUAGAAGAUGAGAUUCUGUGCAUUGCAAUGCACCCUGGAUGGGUGCAGACAGAGAUGGGAGGUCCAAUGGCCCCCCUAGCAGUGGACACAAACAUUCGAGCCAUCCUGAAAACCCUCGGCAGCCUGUCUGAGAAAGACAACGGCACUUUUGUGAACUGGGAGGGGACAGCCCUGCCUUGGUGA